GUGUCCUUGCGAAAAGACCCCAUCUAUUUUCCUUACUUUCAUGCAAGAAACGGCAUCGUGUUGAGCGAGAGACUCAAGUUGACCCAAAAAAAUCGGAGAGAAAGGAUAGGAAAGGUUGAAGCGAGAGGGUUAAGCAGUAAGCAGUGCCUGUCUCUCUGUUACCUCGGCGGCGGCGGCGGCUGAUCUUUCACUUUAUUAAACAGUACAAAGGUACGUAUCAGUCUCCUCUUCUUUUCUAUAACCUACUAGAGUUCGUGCAAGGAAUUCAAUUUUACCAUUUCGUCUCUUAACAUUAUGGAGAUAGAUGCUGAAGAGGUCAAAGAUAGCUCGCUCAUUUUGAUCAAGCAAGGAGCUGAAGCGAGGGUUUUUGAGUCAAAUUUUGUUGGAAGGAGGUCUAUUGUAAAGGAACGUUUCUCGAAGAAGUACAGGCAUCCGACUCUGGAUUCUAAACUUACUCUCAAGCGUUUAAAUGCGGAAGCUAGAUGUAUGACAAAGGCAAGACGACUAGGGGUGUCUACUCCUGUGUUGUAUGCUGUGGAUCCACUUCUGCAUUCUCUAACAUUUGAGUAUGUGGAGGGUCCUUCUGUGAAAGAUGUCUUCCUUGAAUUCGGGUUACAUGGUAUUGUGGAAGAACGGUUGGAUGACAUCGCAAUGCAGAUUGGCGAUUCAAUUGGAAAACUACAUGACGGUGGUCUUAUUCAUGGUGACUUGACCACAUCAAAUAUGCUACUUCGGAUGGGUACCAAUCAAUUGGUCCUUAUUGAUUUCGGCCUUAGCUUCACAUCAACCCUCCCUGAGGACAAAGCUGUUGAUUUAUAUGUACUGGAACGAGCCUUACUUUCAAUGCAUUCUUCAUGUGGAAAUGUGAUGGACCGCAUUCUCGCCGGGUACAGAAAGUCCUCAAAGCAGUGGUCAUCUACGUUGAACAAGCUAGCUCAAGUUCGACAAAGGGGUCGAAAGCGCACCAUGAUUGGAUAAACUUUUUCCUCUAUUUGUUCCAUAUUAGGUAAAGAGAAAGAGGUGUCCGUUAAAGUGAUCAAAAUUAUGACAAUUUAUAUUGCUGCUGUAUUCUUAUGCAUAUGUAAUGAUCGACCUACAAGUUGUGAUGCAUGAAACAAGUUUUCAUGUAUGGCCAGGGGUUCAAUAGUUUCGUUUUCAUGACAGUUUACUGUUAGAGGAAUUGAGGCAUCCAAAUUAAAUGAUUAUCGCUACGUGUGAUCUUUA
Populus nigra (black poplar) is the source of this 1224-nucleotide messenger RNA. RefSeq lists its product as uncharacterized. Gene Ontology annotation, biological process: protein phosphorylation. NCBI's taxonomy places the organism in Eukaryota, Viridiplantae, Streptophyta, Magnoliopsida, Malpighiales, Salicaceae. Bases 295 to 978 code for a protein of 227 amino acids. The transcript has 7 exons. Gene Ontology annotation, cellular component: EKC/KEOPS complex; cytosol; nucleus. The record is from RefSeq and is a predicted model, not a curated record. Gene Ontology annotation, molecular function: ATP binding; protein serine/threonine kinase activity.